Molecule: messenger RNA, 1199 nt
Organism: Coniophora puteana RWD-64-598 SS2
Lineage: Eukaryota; Fungi; Basidiomycota; Agaricomycetes; Boletales; Coniophoraceae
Product: Fibrillarin
Exons: 6
Coding region: 74-1033 (319 amino acids)
Biological process (GO): box C/D sno(s)RNA 3'-end processing; rRNA methylation
Cellular component (GO): nucleolus; box C/D methylation guide snoRNP complex; small-subunit processome
Molecular function (GO): rRNA methyltransferase activity; histone H2AQ104 methyltransferase activity; RNA binding
Source: RefSeq, a predicted model, not a curated record
ACGAUUAGCACCACUUCCUCGGCCAGCACAAGUCACCAAGGACGUCCAAGCAGUCCUCGAAGGAAGAAGAAAAAUGGCAUUCGGAGCACCAGGCGGUCGUGGAGGCUUUGGCGGUGGACGUGGCGGCGGACGAGGAGGCGGAGGCGGACGUGGGGCGCCUAGAGGUGGCGGUGGAAGAGGUGGAGGACGUGGCGGAGGCUUCUCAGGACGCGGCGGCGGCGGCGGCUUUGGGGGUGGCGGCGGUGGACGGGGUGCACCACGCGGGCGCGGCGGAGGCAGGGGAGGCGGACGUGGCGGCGCGAGAGGCGGCGCGAAGGUGAUCAUCGAGCCGCACAAGCACGCGGGGAUCUUCAUCGCCAAGGGCAAGGACCAGCUGCUCGUCACGAAGAACCUCGUCCCCGGCGAGUCUGUUUAUGGCGAGAAGCGUAUCUCGAUCGAGGGUGAUGUUGAGGGCACCAAGACGGAGUAUAGGGUUUGGAACCCGUUCCGCAGCAAGCUGGCUGCCGGCGUGCUGGGCGGGUUGUCGUCGGUGUAUAUUGCGCCGGGCAAGAAGGUGUUGUAUCUAGGUGCGGCGAGUGGGACGAGUGUUAGUCAUGUUGCGGACAUCGUUGGGCCGGAGGGUCUUGUGUAUGCUGUCGAGUUCUCGCCCCGGUCAGGUCGUGACCUGAUCGGCAUGGCCAAAAAGCGGACCAAUGUCAUCCCCAUUGUCGAGGAUGCCCGUCUGCCCAACAAAUACCGCAUGCUGCUGUCAACGGUCGACGUCAUCUUUGCGGACGUUGCGCAGCCCGACCAGGCGCGUAUUGUCAUUCACAAUGCGCAGUCGUUCCUCAAGGACGGUGGGCACAUUGUCAUCUCCAUCAAGGCGAGCUGUAUCGAUUCGACGAUCGCGCCCUCGGCAGUGUUUGCGUCGGAGGUGCAGGUGCUAAGAAAAAACCGGCUGAAGCCGAUUGAGCAGAUUACUCUCGAGCCUUAUGAGCGUGACCACGCUAUGGUUACUGCUGUUUACCAAAGACAUCUGGCGGCUGAGAGUUAGUCUGCUCGUUUCUUUUGUUAUGUUUCAUGCUUCAUGUAUUCGCGUAAUGUUCUGUCAACUCCUUCAAAUAUCCCUGUAUGCUCCAUGCACUUUGUUGUAAGGACAAAAUGACACCAGGCUCGCGUCAGUAGCCGUUGUGUAGGAGUCUGUUGGAGUUUGCAACGAC